Amphimedon queenslandica is the source of this 2941-nucleotide messenger RNA. RefSeq names its product solute carrier family 12 member 9-like. Bases 35 to 2854 code for a protein of 939 amino acids. Gene Ontology annotation, molecular function: potassium:chloride symporter activity. Gene Ontology annotation, cellular component: membrane. Gene Ontology annotation, biological process: potassium ion homeostasis; chloride transmembrane transport; chloride ion homeostasis. The record is from RefSeq and is a predicted model, not a curated record. Lineage: Eukaryota; Metazoa; Porifera; Demospongiae; Haplosclerida; Niphatidae. The transcript has 27 exons.
CAUUUUGACUCGAGUCAGGAGAUUAUGUGCUGAAAUGGCCUCUUUCUCUACUCCUCCUCCUUGCUCUUCACCAUCUCCUCCACCUCCUUCUCUACCUCUUGCCAAAGGUCAGGAUCAGCCCGUGAGAGGAGUUAAGAUCAGUUUCAGCGUGAUGGAGGGAAGCGGCCAAACCAGCAAAGAUGAGAUAAGUAUUGAUGGCCUCCCUCAAGACGAGGGGGUUCCUCUCCUUCAGAAGAAAGUGACUCAAAAAUAUGAAGCUCGUAAGAAGAAGCUUGGUAUGAUAUUUGGUGUUACAAUUCCCUGCAUAUUGUCCAUCUUUAGUGUGGUCCUGUUCCUUCGUCUUGGUAUGGUCGUAGGACAGGCCGGGUUUCUUGAGACCAUUGUCAUGCUCUUGAUUGGUUAUUCUGUUGUUGUUUUGACUGUCCUCUCAAUAUCUGCCAUAGCAACCAAUGGGAACGUUGAAGGAGGUGGAGUAUACUUCAUGAUCAGUAGGGCUCUUGGUCCAGAGUUCGGUGGUUCCAUUGGAGCUAUAUUUGUCAUUGCUAAUAUAUUUGGAUCAGCUACUUAUAUAAUUGGAUUUGUUGAAGCCCUGGUCAGUAAUUUUGGCGAUGGUUCCUUGUUUUAUCCUGAGAAUUAUACACUUACACAUCCUGUUCUGCCAGAAUCUUAUGGUUAUAAGUUGCUCUAUGGAAGUAUCAUACUGCUCUUCUGUCUAAUCGUCUGUCUUGUUGGAGCAGGUUUAUUUGCUAAGACAACCUUUAUCAUAUUUAUACUCGUGAUGACCUCAAUCAUAUCUUGCCUGGUUAGUUUUGGGUAUAUGAUGGGUCCUUUUCCUGUUCCAAUUGCUCCAGACAAUACACUCAAGGAUAGUGACGUGAGUUUUAAUUACACUGGAUUUAGCUUCGGCACCUUCACUGAUAAUUUUUUUUCGCACUAUGAGAAAGAUUAUACUCAAAUGAAGAAGCUCUCAUUUCAAUUAGUAUUUGCUAUCUUGUUCAAUGGCUGUACAGGAAUAAUGGCUGGUGCUAAUAUCUCAGGAGAACUGAAGAGCCCAAGUACCGCCAUACCCCAGGGGACCCUACUAGCCUGCGGCAUAACAUUCUGUAUUUAUGUUGUAUUAUUUACACUGACUGCUUUCACCUGUGAAUAUGAGAUGCUUAUUAAUAAUUAUAACUACCUCCAGUAUAUUAAUAUACGUCCCUGGUUAAUUACAGUUGGCGUAUUUGCAGCAACACUAUCAGCUGCUCUGUCCAACCUCAUUGGAGCCUCAAGAGUUUUAUAUGCACUAGCUAAAGACAGGCUGUUCAGUGGUAUACUGCAUCCGUUUACGUGGACUGUUGGUAAGAAGAAAGAGCCGAUUGUCUCAGUACUCCUUUGUUGGUUCUUAGUACAGUGUACCCUUUUUAUCGGUAAAUUGAAUGCCAUAGCUCCAAUAGUGACCAUGUUCUUCCUCUUAUCUUAUGGAGUCGUCAACUUGGCCUGUUUAGCACUAAAGUUUGCAUCUGCUCCUAAUUUCAGGCCGACGUUCCAGUUCUAUUCCCGCUACACCUCCUUCCUUGGUGCUCUCAGUUGUUUUGUGUUGAUGUUUGUGAUCCAGCCAUUGUACGCUGCCAUCACACUAGUAAUCAUGAUACUCCUCUUUGUUAUAUUGUUGUUACGAUCCCCUGCUACCCCAUGGGGUGACGUAUCACAAGCACUCAUCUAUCAUCAGGUUCGUAAGUACCUCCUGAGGUUGGAUAUCAGGAAGAGUCACGUGAAGUUUUGGAGGCCAGAGAUACUUCUAAUGGUCACCAACCCACGGUCAUCUUUUAGGAUGAUCAAGUUCUGCAAUGAUUUAAAGAAGGGCGGUCUAUAUGUCCUUGGUCAUGUUGUAGUCCAGCCCUUCAAUCCUGAGGUUGCUGACUAUUACAAUAAACAGCUGAAGACCUGGCUGGACUUUGUUGAGAUCUCAAAGUUUAAAGCAUUUGUUGAAUUAACCGUAUCUGAUACCUUCAGAGCUGGGACUAGGAGUUUAUUAACAGCAGCUGGUCUGGGUGGCAUGAAGCCCAAUAUCCUCGGGCUGGGUUUCUACUCUAAGGAGGUCCCUCAGUCUUGUUUGACUGAUCUGAAGGAGCAGGUGGAAAAACGCUCGAAAUUUGUUCGAGUGAUGAUCAGGGAUACAACAUUGAAUAAAUAUGACGACAUCAAUAGAGACUUACCUCCUCUACGUCAAACAGAAGAUGAUCAGAUUUUGUCACAGAUGGAAUAUGUUGGUGUAGUACAGGAUGCCAUGACCAUGGGAAAGAACAUUUGCAUUUUGAGACAUUUUGAGCAGUUUGAUAAUAAACCAAAGGCUCACCCGUACAUUGACGUCUGGCCGUUGUGCGUUCGGUUCAAUGAGGAGUUUGAAAACACGUUCACUUUAAUGAUGCAGCUGGCCUGUGUCCUCCACAUGAAGGACUCGUGGAAAUCAUCAACUAAAAUAAGAAUAUUUGUUGUCACGGAAACAAGCAGUGAUGGUGUAAUGGAAAGGACUGUAAUGUAUGAUUUCCUUAAAGACGCUAGGAUUGAUGCUGAAGUAAUCAUUAUAUCUCAACCAGUCGGUAUCUCAAUGUCCGACUCCAUCAACACUUUCACUGAGAGCUUUACCUCAGCAGCAAGACUUGGUAGAGGUGUUGCUUAUUACAGGAAUAUCAAUGGACUGAUGAUGGAAAACUCUCUCAACGCUAGUGUAAUUUUUACUGCAUUACCCGUACCUCCAGAAGAUAUUAAUAAAGCUAAAGAUUAUAUUAACGAGCUGUCUGUAUUAUCAAAUAAUUUGCCUCCUACAGUGAUGGUGCAUGGUUCGAUGCCUGUCAUUACUAACUCGAUUUAAUUAAUUAAUUAAUUAAUAAUGGACCAAUAAUUAUAUUUGUUGUUGUGGCCAGUUUAUAAUUGUUGUCACUUAAUUUUAGUUUUCUUA